GCGGCGGGGGCGGUGCCAGGUGGGCUACGCUGCUGGGGCGGCUGCGGAUUUCGCCUUAGGGACGCGUUGACACUCACUGGCUGGUCCGCUGCUCUCAGUCGGAGACCACGUUGCCUCGUUAGUCCUCAAAGAUGGGCGUGGGAAUUCUUGGUGGGAAGGAGAAUUUCGGAACGCGUGCUGUUCUCAGAGGAGGGAUGAGCGCCCGUAGAUGUUUGUGGCGAGUGCGCAAAAGUUCUCAUCUCUUCUUUGGAACAGUCUUUUCAACCAGUUGUGCGUUUCCAUCCCUGACUAUUCGGAUAAAGACAACUUUGAAGAGCUUUUUGUUUUAGGUUUAAUUCGUCCCGUUUAGUUCUUUGACUUUUAGGGGAAGGGAAUUUACUGAAUGGCCAACUGAGUUUCUUUUCUACAGGAAGGCGAUUGUGAAGCGGGUCUCAGAGGGGCUUGAUGUCCCCCACCCCUCACACGGAGACCUUGAAAGAGGUGUCCAGCUAUCCAUUACCAAGAAGAAAUCUAUUCGUUUGAGCCUGAAGAACUCUUUGAGGUAAAAAAUUAGAAUGAAAGAACCUUUGGAUGGUGAAUGUGGCAAAGCAGUGGUACCACAGCAGGAGCUUCUGGACAAAAUUAAAGAAGAACCAGACAAUGCUCAAGAGUAUGGAAGUGCCCAACAGCCAAAAAUUCAAGAAAGUGAAUUGAAAAUUAGUGGUGUGUUUUCAGUUAAUGAGAGACCUCUUGCCCAGCAGUUGAACCCAGGCUUUCAGCUUUCUUUUACAUCAUCUGGCCCAAGUGUAUUGCUUCCUUCAGUUCCAGCUGUUGCUAUUAAGGUUUUUUGUUCUGGUUGUAAAAAAAUGCUUUAUAAGGGCCAAACUGCAUAUCAUAAGACAGGAUCUACUCAGCUCUUCUGCUCCACACGAUGCAUCACCAGACAUUCUUCACCUGCCUGCCUGCCACCUCCUCCCAAGAAAACCUGCACAAACUGCUCGAAAGACAUUUUAAAUCCUAAGGAUGUGAUCACAACUCGCUUUGAGAAUUCCUCUCCUAGCAAAGAUUUCUGCAGCCAAUCAUGCUUGUCGUCUUAUGAGCUAAAGAAAAAACCUGUUGUUACCAUAUAUACCAAAAGCAUUUCAACUAAGUGCAGUAUGUGUCAGAAGAAUGCUGAUACUCGAUUUGAAGUUAAAUAUCAAAAUGUGGUACAUGGUCUUUGUAGUGAUGCCUGUUUUUCAAAAUUUCACUCUACAAACAACCUCACCAUGAACUGUUGUGAGAACUGUGGGAGCUAUUGCUAUAGUAGCUCUGGUCCUUGCCAAUCCCAGAAGGUUUUUAGUUCAACAAGUGUCACGGCAUACAAGCAGAAUUCAGCCCAGAUUCCUCCAUAUGCCCUGGGGAAGUCAUUGAGGCCCUCAGCUGAAAUGAUUGAGACUACAAAUGAUUCAGGAAAAACAGAGCUUUUCUGCUCUAUUAAUUGCUUAUCUGCUUACAGAGUUAAGACUGUUACUUCUUCAGGUGUCCAGGUUUCGUGUCAUAGUUGUAAAACCUCAGCAAUCCCUCAGUAUCACCUAGCCAUGUCAAAUGGAACUAUAUACAGCUUCUGCAGCUCCAGUUGUGUGGUCGCUUUCCAGAAUGUAUUUAACAAGCCAAAAGGAACAAACUCUUCAGCGAUGCCCCUGUCUCAGGGCCAAGUGGUUGUAAGCCCGCCCUCCUCCAGGUCAGCGGUGUCAACAGGAGGAGGUAACACCUCUGCCGUUUCCUCCAGCUCCAUCCGUGGCUCUGCUGCAGCCAGCCUCCAACCUCUUGCUGAACAAUCCCAGCAAGUUGCUUUAACCCAUACAGUUGUUAAACUCAAGUGUCAGCAGUGUAAUCAUCUGUUUGCCACAAAACCAGAACUUCUUUUCUACAAGGGUAAAAUGUUUCUGUUUUGUGGCAAGAAUUGCUCUGAUGAAUACAAGAAGAAAAAUAAAGUUGUGGCAAUGUGUGACUACUGUAAACUACAGAAAAUUAUAAAGGAGACUGUGCGAUUCUCAGGGGUUGACAAGCCAUUCUGUAGUGAAGUUUGCAAAUUCCUAUCUGCCCGUGACUUUGGAGAACGAUGGGGAAACUACUGUAAGAUGUGCAGCUAUUGUUCACAGACAUCCCCAAAUUUGGUAGAAAACCGAUUGGAGGGCAAGUUAGAAGAGUUUUGUUGUGAAGAUUGUAUGUCCAAAUUUACGGUUCUGUUUUAUCAGAUGGCCAAGUGUGAUGGUUGUAAACGACAGGGUAAACUAAGUGAGUCCAUAAAGUGGCGAGGCAACAUUAAACAUUUCUGUAACCUAUUUUGUGUCUUGGAGUUUUGUCAUCAGCAAAUUAUGAAUGACUCUCUUCCACAAAAUAAAGUAAAUAUUUCUAAAGCGAAAACUGCUGUGAUGGAGCUCCCUUCUGCAAGGACAGAUACAACACCAGUUAUAACCAGUGUGGUGUCAUUGGCAAAAAUACCUGCUGCCUUAUCUACAGGGAACACUAACAGUGUUUUAAAAGGUGCAGUUUCUAAAGAGGCAGCAAAGAUCAUUCAAGAUCCUUCCAGGCUUUUAAAGAACAAAGGCAUAUCAUGCAAACCCGUCACACAGACCAAGGCCACUUCUUGCAAACCACAUACACAGCACAAAGAAUGUCAGACAGAUUUACCUAUGCCUAAUGAAAAAAAUGAUGCAGAACUUGAUUCUCCACCUUCAAAGAAAAAAAGAUUAGGUUUUUUCCAGACUUACGAUACAGAAUAUUUAAAAGUUGGUUUUAUUAUCUGUCCUGGAUCAAAAGAAAGUUCACCAAGGCCACAGUGUGUCAUUUGUGGAGAGAUCUUAUCCAGUGAAAACAUGAAGCCAGCAAAUCUUUCUCAUCAUUUGAAGACAAAACAUUCAGAAUUAGAAAACAAACCAGUAGAUUUUUUUGAACAAAAAUCUCUAGAAAUGGAAUGUCAAAAUAGUUCUAUAAAAAAGUGUUUACUAGUUGAAAAGUCACUUGUGAAAGCUUCUUAUUUAAUUGCUUUCCAAACUGCUGCAAGCAAGAAGCCAUUCUCCAUUGCUGAAGAAUUAAUUAAACCAUAUUUAGUAGAAAUGUGUUCAGAAGUUUUGGGUUCAAGUGCUGGAGACAAAAUGAAAACUAUCCCACUUUCUAAUGUUACAAUUCAACACAGGAUUGACGAACUAUCUGCAGACAUUGAAGACCAGCUGAUUCAAAAGGUCAGAGAGUCAAAGUGGUUUGCCCUGCAGAUAGAUGAGUCAUCAGAAAUCUCAGAUAUCACACUUCUUUUGUGCUAUAUUCGUUUCAUUGAUUAUGAUUGUCGUGAUGUAAAAGAAGAAUUAUUAUUUUGCAUUGAAAUGCCUACUCGAAUAACUGGUUUUGAAAUAUUUGAACUAAUAAAUAAAUAUAUUGAUAGUAAAUCUCUGAAUUGGAAACAUUGUGUUGGUCUCUGUACCGAUGGGGCUGCAAGCAUGACUGGCAGGUAUUCUGGUUUAAAAGCAAAAAUUCAAGAAGUUGCCAUGAAUACAGCGGCAUUUACACAUUGUUUUAUUCACCGUGAACGUUUAGUGGCAGAAAAGUUGUCUCCAUGUUUACAUAAAAUUCUUUUGCAGUCAGCACAAAUUCUAAGUUUUAUAAAGAGCAAUGCAUUGAAUUCACGUAUGUUAACAAUUUUGUGUGAAGAGAUGGGAUCUGAGCAUGUGAGUUUACCGCUUCAUGCUGAAGUACGUUGGAUAUCAAGAGGGAGAAUGUUAAAAAGAUUAUUUGAAUUACGACAUGAGAUUGAAAUAUUUUUAAGUCAAAAGCAUUCAGAUUUGACCAAGUAUUUUCAUGAUGAGGAAUGGGUUGCAAAGCUGGCCUACUUAUCAGAUAUAUUUUCACUUAUAAAUGAAUUAAAUUUAAGUCUCCAAGGAACUUUGACUACUUUCUUCAAUUUGUGUAAUAAAAUUGAUGUAUUUAAGAGAAAGUUAAAAAUGUGGUUGAAGCGCACACAAGAGAAUGACUAUGACAUGUUCCCUUCAUUUUCUGAAUUCUCAAAUUCAUCAGGCUUAAAUAUGACAGAGAUCACAAGGAUUAUUUUUGAGCACCUGGAAGGACUUUCUCAAGUGUUCAGUGACUGUUUUCCACCAGAACAAGACUUGCGUUCAGGAAAUUUGUGGAUAAUUAACCCUUUUAUGAAUCACCAAAAUAAUAAUCUCACCGACUUCGAAGAAGAAAAGCUAACACAGCUAUCUUCAGAUUUAGGAUUACAAUCAGUAUUUAAAUCAGUGUCUGUAACUCAGUUUUGGAUAAAUGCAAAGACAAGUUACCCAGAACUCCAUGAAAGGGCAAUGAAAUUUUUAUUACCCUUUUCAACUGUUUAUUUAUGUGAUGCUGCCUUUUCAGCUUUGACUGAGUCAAAACAAAGAAAUCUGUUGGUUUCUGGCCCUGCCCUAAGACUUGCAGUCACAUCUUUAAUUCCAAGGAUAGAAAAAUUAAUGAAGGAAAAAGAGUAGCAAUAUGCACAUUGCUUAAUAGCGAAGUCAAUAAUCUCGUGUUUUGUAUAAGUAUCCUAAAAGAUAAUUUCCUAAUGUGGAUUUGUGUUUUCAGUGAUUAAAUGUUUUAAUAAUUUUUCCCUU
This is a messenger RNA of Macaca mulatta (Rhesus monkey), 4604 nucleotides long. The record is from RefSeq and is a predicted model, not a curated record. NCBI's taxonomy places the organism in Eukaryota, Metazoa, Chordata, Mammalia, Primates, Cercopithecidae.